Molecule: messenger RNA, 2127 nt
Organism: Brassica oleracea var. oleracea
Lineage: Eukaryota; Viridiplantae; Streptophyta; Magnoliopsida; Brassicales; Brassicaceae
Product: protein NRT1/ PTR FAMILY 7.2
Exons: 4
Coding region: 190-1941 (583 amino acids)
Biological process (GO): transmembrane transport
Cellular component (GO): membrane
Molecular function (GO): transmembrane transporter activity
Source: RefSeq, a predicted model, not a curated record
CUCAACAAAUAAAGAGUUUCUUUUUCACUUCCUUUUCUCUUCUUUAACUUCCUUGAUUCCUGUAUUUGUCUCUUCUUUGAUCCAAAGGUUGCUGCUCUCUUUCUUCUCGACCAGGUUUACUCUUAACCGGACUCUCUUUCUCUCUUCAAAUCAAAAUCUCUUUGGAUACUAUCAAACGAAACUGCAUAGAUGGAUCAAAAAGUAAGACAGUUUGAGGUUUGCACUCAAGAUGGAAGCGUUGAUCGUCACGGUAAUCCAGCAAUCCGAGCCAAAACCGGCAAAUGGCUCAGUGCUAUUCUCAUUCUUGUGAACCAAGGGCUUGCAACGCUUGCCUUCUUCGGUGUAGGAGUGAACUUAGUUCUGUUUCUGACGAGAGUGAUGGGACAAGACAAUGCAGAAGCUGCCAAUAGUGUCAGUAAAUGGACAGGAACUGUUUACAUCUUCUCUCUGCUUGGUGCUUUCCUCAGUGACUCUUAUUGGGGACGCUACAAGACUUGUGCAAUCUUCCAAGGAAGUUUCGUUGUGGGACUGGUGAUGUUAUCUUUAUCUACUGCUGCUUUGUUACUUGAACCAAGUGGUUGUGGAGUUGAAGAGUCACCGUGUAAGCCACACUCAACGUUCAAGACAGUCAUCUUUUACCUAUCAGUGUAUCUGAUCGCGUUAGGGUACGGUGGUUACCAGCCGAAUAUAGCUACCUUUGGAGCUGAUCAGUUUGAUGCAGACGACUCUGUUGAAGGACACUCGAAAAUCGCGUUCUUCAGUUACUUCUACUUGGCUUUGAAUCUUGGAUCGCUCUUGUCGAACACCGUCUUGAGUUACUUUGAGGAUCAAGGAGACUGGCCUUUAGGGUUUUGGGCGUCUACAGGCUCUGCUUUUGCAGGUUUAGUACUUUUCUUGACUGGCACGCCAAAGUACAGACACUUUACACCUAGAGAAAGUCCUUGGUCUAGAUUCUGCCAAGUCUUGGUUGCUGCAACAAGAAAAGCCAAGAUUGAUGUGAACUAUGAGGACAUGAAUCUCUACGAUUCAGAGACUCAACGAACCGGAGAUAAGAAGAUUCUUCACACCAGUGGCUUCAGAUUCUUGGAUAGAGCUGCGAUAGUUACGCCUGAUGAUGAUGCUGAGAAGGUGGAGAGUGGAUCAACUUACAAUCCAUGGAGGCUCUGCUCGGUGACUCAAGUUGAAGAAGUGAAAUGUGUGUUCAGACUCAUACCAAUCUGGCUCUGCACCAUUCUCUACUCUGUGGUUUUCACUCAGAUGGCUUCACUCUUCGUUGAGCAAGGCGCAGCGAUGAAAACAAACAUCAAAGACUUCAAGAUUCCAGCUUCAAGCAUGUCUAGCUUCGACAUUCUCAGCGUCGCCUUCUUCGUCUUCGCUUACAGGAGGUUUCUAGAUCCUCUCUUUGCAAGGCUUAACAAAACAGAACCCAACAAAGGUCUCACCGAGCUUCAGAGAAUGGGGAUAGGUCUUGUGAUUGCGAUAAUGGCGAUGAUAUCAGCAGGAAUAGUGGAGAUAUACAGGCUGAAACACAAGGAAACUGCUUCAAACUCGAGCUCGUUGAGCAUAUUCUGGCAAGUGCCUCAGUACAUGAUGAUAGGUGCAUCAGAAGUGUUCAUGUACGUUGGUCAGCUUGAGUUCUUCAACAGCCAAGCUCCAACGGGGUUAAAGAGCUUUGCAAGCGCCCUAUGUAUGGCGUCAAUAUCGCUUGGGAACUAUGUAAGUAGUCUGCUGGUUUCCAUCGUUAUGAGCAUCUCUACAAGAGAUGAUUUGCCUGGUUGGAUCCCUGGGAACCUCAACAAAGGACACUUAGACAGAUUCUACUUCCUCUUAGCUGGUCUAACUGCAGCUGAUUUCGUGGUUUACCUGGUUUGUGCUAAAUGGUAUAAGUAUAUUAAGUCCGAAGCAAGUUUCUCUGAGUCCACAUCUGAAGAAGAAGUCUGAGUCAGAGAGUUUUGGGGGUUGCGCUGUGAAGCUAUGGACAGUAAAUAUCCAAAGCUGAGCUUGUUCUGUCAUAUAUUGGUCUAGUGGUUUUCUUUUGGGAUACUCUUUUGUGCAAAGUUUUGUUAAUGUUUAUAAAUAAAGACAAGUUUGUGCAAUUUUUUUUUCUCACAAAAUAAUAAUAUGUUG